ACAGCUCCUUUCACCUCAUUCUACUUGUCAAGAAGGUAAAAAGGCACAGCCAGAAAGAAAAGAAGAAAGCUCAGCCCUCAGGUCCAGACAGGCGGUGGUCUGCGUGUGGCUUUGGGAGCUGGAGCUGCAGUACACCCCUUUGUAUCGGACAGCCUCGCAAAGGAGAAAGAGAGUUGGGAGGAAAAGUAUUUCAUCUAGGAACUGUCCUGGGAGCACACUUCAGAUUGCUUUUUAAAGCCUCUGCAUUCCAUCUCCAUGAGCCACCAUUGGAUUGCACAAUGACAUGGAGAAUGGGACCCAGUUUUACCAUGCUGCUGGCACUGUGGCUGGUGUGCGGAUCAGAACCCCACGCGCAUGCCAUGAAUAGAGGGAGCCACGGAGGGCAGAAAGCGCCUCCGGUUUCCCCCGUCAACAGAAGGCCAGCUCGGUUACUGAGGCACACGGGGAGGUCUCAGGGAAUUGAAAGAACCACUCCGGAAGAAGCAAACCGCCAGCCUCUCCAAAGAAGGAGGAGCGUACCGGUGUUGAGAGUGGCUCAUGCCACGGCACCGUCAGCCUCCCUGGGUAUCCACGGCGCCCCAGUGAGAACUGAGCGGAGACCGGCAGCCCGGAGCUCUCCCCGUGAGAUGGUCCGAGACGAGGGGUCUUCAGCUCGGUCAAGAAUGUUGCGCUUCCCGUCUGGCUCCAGCUCUCCCAACAUCCUUGCCGGCUUUGCAGGGAAGAAUAGGGUGUGGGUCAUCUCGGCCCCCCACGCCUCGGAAGGCUACUACCGGCUCAUGAUGAGCUUGCUGAAGGACGACGUGUAUUGUGAGCUGGCGGAAAGGCACAUCCAGCAGAUCGUGCUUUUCCACCAGGCAGGCGAGGAAGGAGGCAAGGUGCGGAGGAUCACCGCUGAGGGCCGGGUCCUGGAGCAGCCCCUGGACCCCAGCCUCAUCCCAAAGCUCAUGAGCUUCUUGAAGCUGGAGAAGGGCAAGUUUGGCAUGGUGCUGUUGAAGAAGACGCUGCAGGUGGAGGAGCGCUACCCUUAUCCGGUCAGGCUGGAGGCCAUGUAUGAGAUCAUCGACCAGGGCCCCAUCCGCAGGAUAGAGAAGAUCAGGCAGAAGGGUUUUGUGCAAAAAUGUAAGGCCUCCGGGGUAGAGGGCCAGGUGGUGGAGGAGGGGAACGAUGGUGGAGAGGCAGGAAGGCCAGGCCUGAGCAGUGAGAAGAGGAAAGGGGAGCAGAGGAGAGCACAAGUGCUGCCAACCAGAGAGAGUCGGCUGAAGGUGAUGAGAAAACCGGCCACGGCUGCGGGGGCCCCUCCUCCACCGCCCACAACCCCACGGGCCACCACCCUGCCUCCUGCUGCAGCCACAGCAGUGACUCGGGCCACCUCUCGGGUGGUGACGGUAACUGCAAGACCUACAACCCCCACGGGCUUUCCGAUCACCCAGAGGCCCUGGACCCCCCGGGUGCACCCUUCCUCGGAGCCUCACAGGGCCUCCGCAACAGCCGAGGUGGCCACUGCCAGGGGGUCCGUGGCCUCCAAGAACCUCUACCCUCCACCCAGGAAGGAGCAGCCCAGGGAGAGGCCGCAGACCGCCCGGAGGCCCAGCAAGGCCACCAGCUUCGAGCGCUUCACGGCUGCCCCUCCCACCACCGUCUCCGAGCCCCGCACCAGGGCUGGCGCCGGCCGUUUCCAGGACAACCGCACGGACAGGUGGGAGCACGGGCCCCGGGACCCAAAUGUGGGGCCGGGUGCUCACAAGCCAGCGAAGGGGAAACCUCCCCAAAAGAAAGCCCGGGACAAAAUCCUUAGCAAUGAGUACGAGGGCAAGUAUGACCUCAGCCGGCCGACCGCCUCUCAGCUGGAGGAGGAGCUGCAGGUGGGGAAUGUUGCCCCCAAAAAAGCGAAGGAGUCUAAAAAGCACGAAAAGCUUGAGAAACCCGAGAAGGAGAAGAAAAAGAGGGUGAAGAGUGAGAAAGCAGACAAGUUACUCAAGAGUGAAAAGCAAGUGAAGAAGGACAAGGCUGAGAAAAAGAGCAGGCAGGAGAAAGAGAAGAACAAGAAGAAGAAGGCGGGGAGAACGGAGCAGGACGGGCACCUGAAACCCACAAAACACUUCACUCAGAGUCCCAGGAAGUCGGUGACCGACCUGCUGGGGCCCUUGGAAGGCAAACGAAGGCUCCUUCUGAUCACCGCUCCCAAGGCCGAGAACAAUAUGUAUGUGCAGCAGCGAGAUGAGUAUCUGGAAAGUUUCUGCAAGAUGGCCACCAGGAAAGUGUCCGUGAUCACCAUCUUUGGCCCUGUCAACAACAGCACCAUGAAAAUCGACCACUUCCAGCUAGAUAAUGAGAAACCUAUGCGUGUUGUGGAUGAUGAGGACUUGGUAGACCAGCAUCUUAUCAGCGAGCUGAGGAAGGAGUAUGGAAUGACCUACAAUGACUUCUUCAUGGUGCUCACUGAUGUGGACAUGAGAGUCAAGCAAUAUUAUGAGGUGCCUAUAGCAAUGAAGUCUGUGUUCGAUGUGAUUGAUACCUUCCAGUCCCGAAUCAAAGACAUGGAAAAGCAGAAGAAGGAGGGCAUUGUUUGCAAGGAAGACAAGAAACAGUCACUGGAGAACUUCCUAUCCAGGUUCCGAUGGAGGAGGCGGCUGCUAGUGAUCUCAGCGCCUAAUGAUGAAGACUGGGCCUAUUCACAGCAGCUCUCUGCCCUCAGUGGUCAGGCAUGCAAUUUUGGUCUGCGCCACAUAACUGUUCUGAAGCUUUUAGGUGUUGGAGAGGAAGUAGGGGGAGUUUUAGAACUGUUCCCGAUUAAUGGGAGCUCUGUUGUGGAGCGAGAAGACGUACCAGCCCAUUUGGUGAAAGACAUACGUAACUAUUUUCAAGUGAGCCCAGAGUACUUCUCCAUGCUUCUAGUUGGAAAAGAUGGAAAUGUGAAAUCCUGGUAUCCUUCCCCAAUGUGGUCCAUGGUGAUUGUGUAUGAUUUAAUUGAUUCGAUGCAACUCCGGAGACAGGAAAUGGCUAUUCAGCAGUCACUGGGGAUGCGCUGCCCAGAAGAUGAGUAUGCAGGCUAUGGUUACCAUAGUUACCAUCAAGGAUACCAGGAUGGUUACCAGGAUGACUACCGUCAUCAUGAGAGUUACCACCAUGGAUACCCUUACUGAACAGAAAUAUGUAACCUUGGGCUUCCCUAGUGGUGCAGUCGUUGAGAGUCCGCCUGCCAAUGCAGGGGACACGGGUUCGAGCCCUGGUCUGGGAAGAUCCCACAUGCCGCGGAGCAACUGGGCCCGUGAGCCACAACUACUGAGCCUGCGCGUCUGGAGCCUGUGCUCCGCAACAAGAGAGGCCGCGAUGGUGAGAGGCCCGUGCACCGCGAUGAAGAGUGGCCCCCGCUUGCCUCAACUAGAGAAAGCCCUCGGACAGAAACGAAGACCCAACACAGCCAUAAAUAAAUAAAUUUAUAAAAAAAAAAAAAAAAAAAAAAAAAAAAAAAAAAAAAAAAGAAAUAUGUAACCUUAGCCCCAGCCAGUUUCCCCUGCAGCUGUUGAAGCCACAUGUGGCCAGCUAUGUAAAGGAGAGUUCUUCCACACUGCCUACAUUCCCUGCCUUUUUCUUUCAGUGUUCUUCCAAGAUUAAAUAAAUAGCAAACUUUUGCCUUCU
Messenger RNA from Balaenoptera ricei (Rice's whale), 3639 nucleotides. It is a transcript of the gene CCDC80, whose product is annotated as coiled-coil domain containing 80. Lineage: Eukaryota; Metazoa; Chordata; Mammalia; Artiodactyla; Balaenopteridae. The transcript is spliced from 8 exons. Bases 279 to 3143 code for a protein of 954 amino acids. The record is from RefSeq and is a predicted model, not a curated record.